Molecule: messenger RNA, 811 nt
Organism: Pundamilia nyererei
Lineage: Eukaryota; Metazoa; Chordata; Actinopteri; Cichliformes; Cichlidae
Product: chemokine XC receptor 1-like
Exons: 1
Biological process (GO): G protein-coupled receptor signaling pathway; calcium-mediated signaling; positive regulation of cytosolic calcium ion concentration
Cellular component (GO): membrane; external side of plasma membrane
Molecular function (GO): C-C chemokine receptor activity; C-C chemokine binding
Source: RefSeq, a predicted model, not a curated record
AGUAUCACAAAUAUUUUCAUCCUGAACCUGGCCUGCUCUGAUUUGAUCUUCACCAUCACACUUCCAUUCUGGGCUGUUGAUCACCUACACCACUGGGUCUUUGGGGACUUUGUCUGCAAAGUUAUCACUGCUGGAUUCGCUGUUGGUUUGUACAGCAGUGUCAUUCUGCUGACUGCUAUGACAGUGGAUCGUUUUACUACUGUUGUACUGCACAACUGGCCAAUCAGCCAUGCCAGAGUGAAGAAGUGUGCAAUUGGUGCCUGUAUAGCUGCCUGGGUCAUCAGCAUCUUAGCGUCCCUGAGUGAUGCAAUGAAAGUAAAGGUUGAAAGCUCAGAAGAAGGUAAAAACUAUUGCGAGCCUGAAUCUGAAGACACGCUUGGACAUUAUCUCCAAGUGUCACUGCUAUUCUUCCUCCCACUGGCCAUCAUUAUUUUCUGCUACUCUGCCAUCCUCAAGACAGUUUUGCAAGGUUUAAACAGAAGGAAGUUCAGGACUGUGGCUGUGCUGUUGUGUAUUGUUGCAGCAUUUUUCAUUUGCUGGGGGCCAUACCAUAUUAUGCUUUUAAUCAAGUCUCUCAAUACAAACAAUGAUUGUAAGGUACUGAAACGGUUAGCAGUUGCCUACCAUAUCUGUGAAAUGCUUGCCUAUUCUCACUGCUGUAUGAACCCUCUGCUAUAUAUGCUCUCGCAGAAGUUGCGAAAGCAUCUGUUGAGUCUUUUGCGCUGUGAAAAAGUGAACAGGAAGAAGAGAGAGAGAAGCACCAGCCUGAACACUUCACAACAAUUCACACUGCAGAGCUCUGCUAUUUAGA